AUGAACGAACUUGUCCAGCACAUGGAGGUUCACGGCCUUCAGCAAGGCCUCGAGCAUUGUUCAUAUCCUGACUGCGAAUUCAGCACAAUAUGGUCGUAUAAUCUCGUCAGCCAUGAAAGAAGAAUGCACUGCCCAUAUGCUCCUCUAUGGUGCCUUGUUCCCGGAUGCAACAACUUCGAUAGGGAAUCCUCGGAUUUUGGUCGUCACUGCAAAGGCGUGCACGCAUUCAAGCCAUCACACCUCUACAAGGCGAUGGGCAUGACCAGAAUGAAGCACCCCGCUUACGAGAUCGUGCCGAAUGCCUUCAAAGCCGGCAUACCGCCGUCCUAUGAAUGCCGCAAGGCGUCACAGGAGCAGGUGGCCGAGGCGCAGAAGACAACGGCACUCGAAAAACAGGGCAAACUUCCGCGCAACACAGCACGAAUCCAGGAGCAGCAGGGUAUACCCGAAGCCGACCUCGCAAGUGCGGGACGGAGCGAAGAAAAAAAAAUGAUAAAAAUCAAUCAACCAUACCUCAACAGGACCGACUCCCAUCCUUCCGCGAGUUUGAAGCCAGCAUAG
Molecule: messenger RNA, 561 nt
Organism: Punctularia strigosozonata HHB-11173 SS5
Lineage: Eukaryota; Fungi; Basidiomycota; Agaricomycetes; Corticiales; Punctulariaceae
Exons: 4
Coding region: 1-561 (186 amino acids)
Source: RefSeq, a predicted model, not a curated record